Molecule: messenger RNA, 1067 nt
Organism: Salvia miltiorrhiza (redroot sage)
Lineage: Eukaryota; Viridiplantae; Streptophyta; Magnoliopsida; Lamiales; Lamiaceae
Product: probable carbohydrate esterase At4g34215
Exons: 1
Coding region: 91-858 (255 amino acids)
Source: RefSeq, a predicted model, not a curated record
AAAUCAAAACCAUCCAAGCAUUCUUUAGAAGAGGCCAAAAAAUAAUAAAGCCUCUUCCUCAAUUUUGUUGCAUUUUGUUCUGGCCAGAAAAUGAAAUCCCUUGUUUGGUUAACCAUUUUGUGUUGCUCAACAAUAGUGAGCAGCCAAAGUAAACCCCAAAACAUAUUCAUACUGGCCGGACAAAGCAACAUGGCCGGACGGGGCGGGAUUAUAAACGGCGUGUUCAACAAAGUGGAGCCUCCGGAAUGCACGCCCGGCCCGCAGAUCUUACGGUUCAACGCCAAGCUUGCGUGGGAGGAGGCCCACGAUCCUCUCCACGCCGACAUUGAUCCUAAGACCUGCGGGAUGGGGCCCGGGAUGUCCUUUGCCAACGCAGUUUUGGCAAAGGAUCCUAGCAUCGGAGUGAUCGGGUUGGUCCCAUGCGCCGUUGGAGGGACCAAAAUACGCGAGUGGAAGCGCGAGAUGAAGCUGUACAACAACAUGAUCGAGCGGACUAAGGCGGCCCUCAAGGACGGCGGGGAUCUCCGGGCACUUUUGUGGUUCCAAGGCGAGUCCGACACGACGACGUUGGAGGAAGCUACCACCUACAAGGCCAGCUUUGAGAAGUUCAUCGCUGACGUGCGAGCUGACCUGGCGGCGCCGACGUUGCCCGUGGUGCAGGUGAUAGUGACAUCUGGCGACGGUAAAUUUGUCAAGGAAAUUAGAGAAAGUCAGCAGGCGAUUAACGUUGCCAACUUGAAGCAAGUGGAUUCACAAGGGCUGCCACUCCAAGGCGACCACGUGCAUCUCACGACCGAGUCCGCCAUCAAAGUCGGCCACAUGUUGGCCGACGCCUUCCUCCAAUUUCCAUCGCAAUGAACACACUCGCCCCGCCGACAUAUAUCUAAUUAUGUAUGGAUGAAUGCAACUCAACGGGAUACAUAUGAUGUAUGCGUUGUGAUGAUUUGGUAUGGAAAUUUUGCAAUAUCACAUUAUCAUGUUCAUCACUUCAAUCUCCACAUAACUUAUAACUCAUAUUUCGUAUUUCAUUUGUCUAUUUCAGUCCUAGUUUUUAUGAUCUUCUAUAA